CGCCGCCGCGGGCGGCAAGAUGCUGGAUGGGCCCCUGCUGGCGCGCUGGCUGGCCGCGGCCUUCGCGCUGACGCUGCCGCUGCUCGCCGCGCUGCGCCCCUCGGCCGCCUACUUCGGGCUGACGGGCAGUGAGCCCCUGACCAUCCUCCCGCUGAGCCUGGAGACCGAGGCGGCCGCCCAGGCGCACUACAAAGCGUGUGACCGGCUCAAGCUGGAGCGGAAGCAGCGUCGCAUGUGCCGUCGCGACCCGGGCGUGGCGGAGACGCUGCUGGAGGCCGUGAGCAUGAGCGCCCUGGAGUGCCAGUACCAGUUCCGCUUCGAGCGCUGGAAUUGCAGCCUGGAGGGCCGCUACCGGGCCAGCUUGCUCAAGCGAGGCUUCAAGGAGACAGCUUUCCUGUAUGCCAUCUCCUCGGCUGGCCUGACGCACGCUCUGGCCAAGGCCUGCAGCGCCGGCCGCAUGGAGCGGUGCACCUGUGAUGAGGCACCCGACCUGGAGAACCGGGAGGCCUGGCAGUGGGGCGGCUGUGGCGACAACCUCAAGUACAGCAGCAAGUUUGUCAAGGAGUUCCUGGGACGGCGCUCCAGCAAGGAUCUGCGUGCCCGGGUGGAUUUCCACAACCACCUCGUGGGUGUGAAGGUCAUCAAGGCCGGGGUGGAGACCACAUGCAAAUGCCACGGAGUGUCAGGCUCCUGCACUGUGCGGACAUGCUGGCGGCAGCUGGCCCCCUUCCACGAGGUGGGCAAGCGGCUGAAGCACAAAUACGAGACGGCGCUCAAGGUUGGCAGCACCACCAACGAGGCCACCGGCGAGGCAGGCGCCAUUUCCCCGCCCCAGGCCCGGGCGGCGGGGGCAGGCGCCACCGACCCCUUGCCCCGCACACCAGAACUCGUGCAUCUGGAUGACUCGCCCAGCUUCUGCCUGGCUGGCCGCUUCUCCCCAGGCACGGCUGGCCGCAGAUGCCACCGUGAGAAGAACUGUGAGAGCAUCUGCUGUGGGCGCGGACACAACACGCAGAGUCGGGUGGUGACACGGCCCUGUCAGUGCCAGGUGCGCUGGUGCUGCUAUGUGGAGUGUCGCCAGUGCACCCAGCGGGAGGAGGUUUACACCUGCAAGGGCUGAGGCCCCCUCCUGUGCCGCUCUGGGGCCCCCAAUACACAGGGCACACAGGUCAAGAGCUGGGCAGAAGCCCCUGUGGCCUGCUGUGCUGCCCAUCCCUUCCUUCUCCUACCCCACCCAAAGCCCAGAGAAGGAGGCAGCCGUGGUCUGCCCUCCGUGCCCACUUGUGACACCAUGCUUUCCAAACAGGGUCCUGGUCUGUGUUGCCAGUUUUGGGGACUCGAGUCCCACCCUACCUCUGGCCUUCCUCUGAGGAAUGGCCGGGGCACUUUCUCGACCACCAGGCCUUCUGUGCCUGCCCAUGAGCUGAGCUCUGCUGUGGAGACAAACCACUAGGAGAGCCGCGGCCUGGCCGCCGGACAUGGAGCACUUCCCUUCGGAGUGAGAUCAGCAACUUAAGUUAUUUUAUUUAACUAAUAUAUUCUCCUUCUUUUCCUGUCCCCACUACAUCCAUGCCGCAUGCUGGAAGGCCAGUCUGGAAGGGUUCCCCACUGCCCCCCACAUGCUUCUUCCUAGCCUCUGGGCCUGAUCUGCUUUU
Suncus etruscus (white-toothed pygmy shrew) is the source of this 1655-nucleotide messenger RNA. RefSeq names its product Wnt family member 9A (gene WNT9A). Gene Ontology annotation, cellular component: extracellular region. Bases 20 to 1120 code for a protein of 366 amino acids. NCBI's taxonomy places the organism in Eukaryota, Metazoa, Chordata, Mammalia, Eulipotyphla, Soricidae. The record is from RefSeq and is a predicted model, not a curated record. Gene Ontology annotation, biological process: cell fate commitment; multicellular organism development; neuron differentiation. The transcript has 4 exons. Gene Ontology annotation, molecular function: frizzled binding; cytokine activity.